Molecule: messenger RNA, 486 nt
Organism: Cynara cardunculus var. scolymus (artichoke)
Lineage: Eukaryota; Viridiplantae; Streptophyta; Magnoliopsida; Asterales; Asteraceae
Product: glycine-rich protein 1-like
Exons: 1
Coding region: 55-393 (112 amino acids)
Source: RefSeq, a predicted model, not a curated record
UUACUACAUUUCGACCUUCUCUUCUCUUCAUCCAAGUAAAUCAAUCCAAGCAUUAUGGCAUUCAUGAGGUUCCUACUACUCUUUGCUUUGCUUCUUGCUUCUUCGGCCAUUUUGUGCGUCGAGGGACGAGUUGCCCGCAAGGAUCUAGGUGUGGAUCUUGGUGGCGUUGGUGUCGGGGUUGGGGCAGGGGUUGGGAUUGGUUUAGGAGGUGGUGGGAGCGGUUCUGGAGCAGGGGCUGGAUCUGGAUCUGGAUCUGGUUCAGGAUCCAGGUCUAGCUCUUCUUCCUCGUCAAGCUCCUCGAGCUCGAGCAAUGGUGGCUCUAGUGGAGGUGGUUCUGAAGCAGGAUCGUCGGCAGGGUCCUAUGCGGGAUCAGGACACCGAGGUGGCAAUUAGUAGAUGUUUUAUAUGAGAUGUUAAAAACAAUAUAUCACCAUAUUUGUAUUUAUUUAAAUAAAUAAAUGGUGGUUUUACCUGUUUGUACUUAAG